GUAGUCUGACCGGGAAGCGUGGCCAGGUGACGAGCGAGGCCGAGCCGCGGCGACGAGUGCCGAAGCUGGCCGAGCUUGAACCGUCAGCCGAGUCUCGUCGCUCGAAUCCAGUGCCUCAGUGUAUGCACAGCGGCCGGCCGGCGUGCAUAGUAGGUGAUAACGGCGUUGCUCCUCCCGUCCUCGGGUUUCGGCUUUCAGGAACAUACUUUUUCUUUCUUUUUAUUGCCAGACUCCACUCAUAGAGAGAAAACGUGCGCGACGGAGGAGCCACCGCAGGAGGCGCCCUCGUGCUCGCGGCCUCGCCGGCACCGGGCCUCGGGGCCCGGGGGCCAUCCGUUCCCGUGACACGCGGUCAUGGAGCUCCUAGGCUCGUCCCGGUGCGGAACCAGCUACGAUAUCUGUGCGCGGGCGUUACCCCGUCGUUCUCGCGUAUUGGUUAGGCAUUCUCGUGCGACAACCGGCUGGCUCUAUACCUUCUGAUCAAGGUGAACAUCGAUCGUUGUCAAUGUUUCGUAUGGUUUUCGUGUAAAAUCCUGUCGACACCACGGAAACGGUAGUCACCAGUAUGCUACCGGCGAGACAACGUUAACAGUCUUAGGAGCGUAACACGCGUCUUUACGUGCCGCGUCGUGAUAAAACCGCUCAGAAUCGAAAUUAACUUAACCUAGACCUCCGAACAGUGCUUUUCAAACUGUUUGGACUGUGGCUCGCUGCGGAAACUAUUUACGUAUUCCAUAGUCACCCGGUAUACGUGUGAUCAAUCGAAGGCUCCGACUUUGUGUGAAAUAUUACAAGCUAUCUUAAUGAUUGCAAGGUGUAUGAUCAUUUUUCUGCGACUCGAGUACAUUGUGCCGCAGACUAUAAACCGUAGUAUGGUCUGUUUCCAAAGAAAAUCAUUUCGAAAUACAGUGAUGUUCCUGUAGUAGCUAUCUGCCCCACUCCGAACAUCCGAAUCUCAUCAGUCCGAAGUGAUCGUGGCAGGAGGGGCAACUAUUAUGACUAACGUGUUUGAUAUUUCAUCCAUGACCAAGUAACGUCGUGUGAUACGAUGCGAAGCUGGCGGCCUGAACCGUGUACGCGAGAGAAUCGAUUGUCUAGGGGCGCGAGGGUACUGCGAGAUGGCGAUCUCGGAGAAGAUAGACACGGCGUCGAGGGGGUGGAAGAGAAAUACGGGGAAGUGAAAGACCGUCGAGAAAUGUUUUUGUGAACGAUGGAGCCUUACUAAUCGUGACUAUUGCCGGAAGUAUCGGUACUCGCGACAAGGAGGGAGAGAGAAAGAGAGAAAGGGAGAGAUAGAGAUAGAGAGAACGAGAGAAUAGUGGGGAGAGUUUAAGAAGCUGGCGUCCCAGACACGUGACAGUGGCUCUCGCGGGACUCGGACCCGUCGACGGAACAAUGGUGGAUCCCUGUCCAGCCGAGGGAGCGCGACGGGAAUGCAAUGCGGCCUUUGCGCCGUCGUCGCGGGACUCUUCCGGAGGGCUAUGUGCAUCGCGGGGAGCAGGCGGGGAUCCGGAGAAUCCUGCUACCAGGAGCUCACCACCGAGAUCCAGCCGCGGCGGCACUCGCAGGUCGCGCCAAUUGAAACCGGCCUGAAGGCAGCCGAGAUAGCGGAACACGUUAAAGAAGCUGUUGAAACGCGACAGGAUAUCCCUUUUGUCGCACAACAUGUCUCAGACAUAUUGAGGAGGACUGCGGAGAUAACGGUGGAUAAUGAGGAACAGAAUGCGGUGUUCAUCCGUAUUUCCGAAAGCGCUACAUUACCAACGCCAGGUGUACCGGCAACCUUGACGGAAGUCCGCGAUGAACCUACAAAGGAAACGCCGUUCAGACGUUUGUCGGAAGUGGACCGAAUCCUCUUGGAGAGUUUGGAUAUCGGUCACUCUAGGCCCAGGCCCACCGGCCGAUUCCUCACGAUGCACAAGCGACGCCGUAAGAGGCUCACCACGAGAUCCUUGAACCAAGAACCGGGUAUCCUGGACGACAUUUUCCAUGGUCUGGUCCAGUGCGUAUUACAAAAGGCUGGAAAUUGGCGGUUUAAUGCGUUUACACUAGAAACAGUGACAGGAGGACGAUCACUACCAGUAUUAUGCGUCCAUCUUUUUCAUUGGUAUGGACUGUUACAACACUUCAACUUAGACGUGGUAACGGUGUGGAAAUUAUUCGCCUUCAUCGAGGAGGGCUAUCACAGUACAAAUCCUUACCACAACAGUAUACACGCGACGGAUGUAACUCAAGCGAUGCACUGUUUCCUCCAAGAGAAAAAAAUUAGAAUGCACUUAACCAACUUGGAGAUCAUGGCUUCGCUGAUAGCAGCGGUGACACACGAUUUGGAUCAUCCAGGCGUCAACCAACCAUUUCUCGUCGCUACCAGCAAUCACCUGGCUGCUCUCUAUCAAAAUACUUCAGUUCUUGAAAAUCAUCAUUGGAGGUCGGCGAUAGGAUGUCUUUUAGAAAGCGGCGUUUCCGAUCAAUUGCCCGAUAAUGUCAGACCAGAACUUCAACGACACAUUAGUUCAUUGAUCUUGGCUACAGAUAUCACGCGGCAGCAAGAGUUUCUCGAUCGAUUCAAACAUUAUCUGGACGAGAAUCUGUUGGAAAUGAGGCGGCCGGAGGAUCGGCAUUUCAUUCUCCAGAUAGCCUUAAAAUGCGCUGAUAUAUCAAACCCGUGCAGACCUUGGGACAUCUCGAGGAAGUGGUCGUACAAAGUAUGCGAGGAAUUCUUUCGACAGGGCGAUUAUGAACGUCGACUGAACCUUACGGUGACGCCAUUAUGCGAUCGGCAUACCACUAGCAUACCAAAGAUACAGGCUGGAUUCUUUAAAUUGGUAGUGACACCUCUUUAUGAGGAAUGGCAUCGUUUCCUGGGCGACGGUCUAAGCGUCUCGCUGAUGGAGCAUUUGCGCGGUAAUCAGAAAAAAUGGGAGGCGUUGAUCCUGCAGGAAGCGUCAAAGGAAACGGAUACGGAGAUCUCGGAGCUAGAAGAAGCGGAAGAUGCGGUCAGCUCGGUGGAGGAUCCAGGAGCGGACGAAGACACGGGAAGCAUCGAUUUGUUCAUACCAGCGGCGUACGUCCAGUCCUCUCGGAUGCAAAGUUUGCCAGCUCGAGUCGGCCUCGAGCGAGUCGGAAGACGUCAUUCUGUGCCAAUGAGCAUCACGAAACCGUUGGUGCUUCUUCCGCGUGCCACGGCAAGACGCGAGAGUUUGCCGAGCGAACACAUCAAAACGAAAAACCUGUCCUUGCGGCUGGAAGAUCAAAGCCCUUUGGGGCGAAGCUCGUUGUCUUUGUUGUCGUCUAAAAGCAGCGUACACGAAUUGUCCCCGAACAUGAAUGUAACGGAGCGGCCAGUCAGCGCUGAAAGUCUUCUACCGGAACCAAGCAUCGCGAGCAUCACCAACAGCGCUGAAGCGUCGAGAUUGAGUUCAGUGCUUCAACCGGACAAUCAGAAACCAGGGACUCAGUCGAAACAACUGACGAGACAACAGACUUUCCCACCUUUGCAGCCAUACGUUAGAACGAGAUACCUAUCAACAACCGCAGAAAUGUCGCAAUGUUACUCGCAGAUUUUGAUCGAAGCCGACAGUUCCAGUUCCUCUUCGUGUUCGAUGAAGCAAAAGUCUUGUUCGAACGGCCAUUGCGGCACGCCGCCAACGCACGACGGAGAUUCCUCGCAGACCAAGACCAAUGUCGAGAAGAUCAUGUCCAGAGAAUCGUUUCCUGUGGACGUUACUAGUAAAAGACGUGGCUCUGCGAUAGCAGAUACUCUUAGACCAAGAACCGACGUCAUUUCGACUGCCGAUCAUCCGCGACGUCACUCAGUACAAACUAUUCGCAUCGACGACGCGAACUUUAAGAACCGUCACAAACGACCUGCCUCUGCUCAAGAAUCGGAUUCUACUCAAAUUCUCUACGCGUCACUGAUCGGUUCCCGCGGCGAUAAAGAGUCGCGCAACAGCGAAACAGAAUUGAAGCCGGACCCAAGUGUACCCACGUUGAAGGCAAAGAAAGAAAGUGAGAAAAUAUUAUGGCAAGAUCAGCGGACUACAACACCGUUAAGUAAACCCGACCAGUGUAGUUCGACGCAUAUUGCGAAGCUGAAGUGUGUCGAACCUGAAUUACGAAGAUACUCAACUCCUGUGCCAGAAACUAAGACAAUAAUGACUGAUGCCAGUGGCAGACGAUUUACUGCGAUACCAGUGUCUUCUGAACUCAGCACUCAUAAAGUGUUCUUCAUUGGUAGCCCGCCGGAUUCACCACCUCUAAUCCAAAGCAUAUCGUCGUCCAGCGACAGUGGUAGUGAUCCGCGGAAAAGUAUUGGUGAUAAUGAAAUUGUUUCCGCUGGUAGUAAACGCGACUCGGAUGUCGUAAAGGAGAAGAGCUCAAAGGUUGCCAAAUUAAGCCUUGACGUACAAAUGAAGGAGAAUGUUGAUCCACGUGCGGUUGAAGAUCCGAAAGGAAUGGCGUUAUCUCGAAAGGGAAGCCAGUCAUGGGCCAGGAGACGAGGAUCUGCUCCAGUUGGUCUUUUAUCCAGAUUAGAUGAUAUCAUUGUUCCAUCUAUACCAUCUACUAGGGUUGAUCACACUUCCAGACGUGGAUCUGUACCAGCUGACAUUACAAGGCAUCAAGGUGGAGGCUGUAAUCGAUUAGCCUUAGGAAUUAGGGAGGGUAAUGCUGUAACACCCAGAAGAGCCAGUCUUCCACAAGAAACUGCUCUUGGAAACCUUCUUGGCAAUAUUUUAUCGUUAACCAAUGAGCGAGAAAAUCUCCCAAUAAAUAAUAAUAAUAAUAAUAACAAUACUGGAACUAGCAACAAUAAUGGAUUAUCAAGAAUAAUUGAUAGCAUCGGACCUGGCAUGCCGUCUCCGCGGCGAGGUUCAGUGCCAGCAGACAUAUCUGAAUUACGCCGUGAUAUGUUCAAUAGGAGUAGUAUAAAUGGUAAGCCUCGUAAUCGGAAAAAGAUUUUGAGGAGGAGAAGUUCUGGAGGACCAGAAAUGUUUUCUGGAGGAUCCACAGAUGGAAACGAUAAUGGCACAUGUCUUAAAUGGAAGAGGGAACUAGGAAAAAGGGACUCGAUUCCUGAACCGCUCAUCAAGCGAAGAGGUUCCCUGCCCAUAGAGAUGGUGGCCAUUUCUCAUGCUGGGUCAGGAUCAGGAUCAGGAGCUCGAAGAUCCAGUUUGUGGAGACUUUAGCAUGGAGUAGAAGCAAGUGGACCGCCCAUGCAACCAAUGGUUGACAGUAGAUCAUCGAAUACUACCGCACUGACAGUCUUUCCUUACAACUUUAGCAGCAACAGCGAUGAUUGACUUCCACGUUCCAAGAUUGCCAAAUCUGAAACUCCUCUUUAUCAGUUGUUAUUGUGGGCAAGUGAAUUUUGUAAAAUUGAUCAAGAUUUCUAUUACAAUAGCUGCAAUACCGACAAAACAAUUUAAGCGUUUUAUCACCUAUCGCUAGAAAUGUAUUGUCACUGUCAUAAUUUUAUAUAAUAUAUAUUAUAUAAUGUUAUAUUAUAUAUUAUAUAACUAUGACAUACAUUGAUAUGUGUACUGAAAAACCUACUGCAAGAAAAAGAGGAAACACAAAUGAUGUAUAUAUAUAUCAUAAUCAUUGAUCCAAAAACGUACAAGUUUAAGAUUGGCAGAAGAUAACACGACAUUUUAUGACAGGGUCAACGUAGGGAAAUGAAAAGUAUGAAUUCUAAAGUCUUCCCCGCAGUUUACGCGUCCAUGUGGAAGAAGUAAAAUGUAUACAUAUUAGUUAUGUUCGCUUUAUAUCCAUUUGUGCCAUACACAGAUGUUGUCUAAGAUGCGACACAGUCAAACACAGGGUUCAAUAUGAAGAUUUUAAUAAUUAAAAUGCCUAGGUAUGGAGAAGGAGAAAAGACUGGUAGACGAAAUCACCGCUAUUAAACUAGACACUUAAAGAGGCACAUAAAUCAAUUGAAACGAAGUGACAUUUGCUCAUAGUUAGGAGAUUUAUGAUUUUUUAAACAAUCAAGGCAGGAUAAUGUUAUCUUCAUUCGGUUAAUCAUUUCUCGCAUCUAUCAUCCUCAUUAAAUAUUAAAUUUCUUUCUUUAGCUGAAAAUGGAAUUUUUUUAUCAUUAUAGACAGUGUUAUAAAUAAAACGCAUAAAAAAUUACAUUUAUUGUUAAGUGAAAAAUAAGGAAAAGUAAUAGCUGUGAAAAAUAACUCUGGUAAAAAAUAAUAUACUCAAUAUCGGCAGUAGUUUCCUUUAAACUGUAAUGAAAAGCAAGAUAGACAUUCCAUUAAACAAAGUAGUAUACAAUGUGUAGAACACAAAUCAGAAAUAAUAUUAAUAAUGUUGUAAUUAUUGCUAUUCAUCAUUCAUUACACUAUCAUAACAAUCAUUAUUGUCAUCAUCGUUGUUGUUAUAGUUAUAAAUGCAGUCUUAAUGACCGUUCAAGUAGGUAGAAAUUAUAAACUUAGUAAUAAUACCUGCGUUUAAGCACAAGGUAAAUUAGUUAGUGAAUUGCGUGGAACUAUGACCAUAAUUGUUUAUAACGAAAACAAAAGAUGGUUACGAUGUAUAGGUUUACGGUACGUGAACCAAAAUCAAUCAAAAACUGCAAAAUUUGUUAAUACUAUCUCUCAAUGUAUUAAUGCAAUAAUACAUAUUUAAUUAAUUAAGUUUUAUUUAAAUAAAGUACAAUUACUAAACUGCCUAUGCACAAACAAUGUACACAAAAUAGACUCAAACAUUUUUCUACUUUGUUGUAAACUUUUUGUUAGUACACAACAAGGUUAUUAAAGAAAAACCAUUUUAAUAGUAUUUUUAAUUAUUUUUCUAAACAAAAGAACAAAAAGGAGAAUGAACAACUUAUAUCACGUACUGCUACAACCUGUCAUCCCUCUGACUAUCAGAAAGUAAAGAAAUAUUAAUAAGCCAUUGCAGUUCAAUAAUGAUAUAUAACAAAUCUAAGUUUAAUCAAAGUAACAACUGAUAUCUGUAUUGAUGUAAUAUAGAUAGGCGAUCCAUUUCUCAAGUAAACUGUUGCAAGCUUAGUAAAUUUCCCCUGGUAAGGUUUCUAGAUCUUCUCAAUGCAAGACCUGUCAGAGCUAUAUGUGUAUUUCACUCAAUGACCACAAAACAAAGGUGUGACAAGCCUUAAACAGAUUGAACUCUUUGAACACAAGAUGCGAAAACAAUUCCUAAGUUUUCCUAUUUGUAAUGCGGAAGCAUUCUGCAUAAAUGACUUGUAUAAGUGUAAUAACAACUAAGUUAGUAUAAACCUCCUAGUCUUUCUAACUCUUAACAUAAUUUGUAUAUAUGUAUAUGUAUGUGCAGUACAUAUACGCAUAUACAUUCAAUUUUAAAGAAAUGCACAGAAAGCACCAAGGAAUACAUUGUCAGAAAAUAUUGAAAAAUUUCAUUAUAAAAUUUAUUUAUUUAUAUUUCGUAAAACACCUUUACAGACAGACCAAUAAAAAUGGGACUAAACGAAACAUCUUUGUGAAAACUGAUAAUUGAUUUAGCUUCUGAAAUAAAUUUGAAUUCAAUAUUAUAAAUGACCACUCUGUCCAACUACUUUUUGAAGAAUUUACGACAUCUAAAUGUACAUGUUGCACCACAUUUCAAUAGAGAAUGAUUAACAUUCUUCAAAAAUUCUUCUCCUCUGCCAUCCUAUAGAUAUUAUGUAAUUGCAUUAAACCACUUUCUAUGAUUGUAUUAUCUUGGAAUGUGCAAAAUGAAUAAAAGAAUUCAUUAUUACUUUAUAGGAAUGAAUGUAAAUGUAGGAUAUAUUUGACAUAUAAUGCAUCAAGCGGUGUUUAUGCUCAGAUAAAUAUUCAUUUCUUUCUUUUUAUUUCUGAUGUUUACUCAUUAAAUUAUUAUUAGUUUAUGAAUCUUUUCUGUAAAAAUUUGUAUUACAACUAUAUUCGUAGUAAUAUACAUUCAAAAUUGAAACAAAAUUUUAGAAUACUUACCAAAAGGUAAUCAUAUUUUAAUUAUCAAUUGAUAAAAAUGGAAUAUGAAUAUAUUUAAAAACACUUUUCCCAUGAUUGUUUUAUUAUUGUAUUUACGCACAUUUAAUACUUACAAAUGUCAAAAUUGUAAACAAUUUUCCUAUUGGCAAUUCUUCCAGCUACAUAAAGAUAAAAUUUUAUUUUAUACUCUCAUUUGAAUGAAAAAUUCCGAAAAUUAUUUUAACUUGAAUGAAUUUUUUUCAAAAACGAAUUAAGUAAAAAAGUUAAGCAAGAGUUUAGUGUGAUACUUUUUUGAAAGUGAAAACUAAACUGAUAAAUAAUUAUUACAAAGAAAGAUGUAUCUAUUAUUACUUUUACCACGAUUUUCAAUUAACUUUUUUCUGUAAAUUACAGCAUUAAAUGUUGUAAUUGUAUAGAAGCAACAAAAUUUGCGUGUGAUUCGCAGUAUUGGAAAUGUCAAUUAACAAAUAACAAUUCGUAUGUAAUCGGUCUGACGAUAAGAAAGUCGUUAUGUAUUUUCUAUAAUAUUACUGUAGAUAGCUACUGCGUUAGAUACAAUUAAAUGAUGUGUUCUUAUCAUUAUUCAUAAUUAAAUUAUAAUGUUGUUACAAUAAACACGUGAUGCGUAACAGUAUAAAACGGAUAUACGUAUGAAUGGGGAAGAAUGCGAGUGUGAUCCACUCAAUUGUCCUAUUUAUGUUGGGCAAUGCGAAGAAAAGUAAUAUAUAUGUAUAUGUAUGUGAUGGCUCUACAUGGCCUAUUAUAUUCAUUAGAUCGGAAUUACUAUAGUCGAUAAUUAUAGUAUCCAAAUUUUUUAUCAUUUUCAUUUGGUUAUAUUAAGUAUUUAUUUUGUGAAUGUACAUGCAACUUAUUAAUUACAUGACAAAACUCCCGUUAUAAGUUUAGAACUGAAUGAUACGUGAUGCGAUAUGUAAACCCAUCUUCUUUAUUAAAAAAAACACACAAAAAUUACACGAGUAUAUUUUUCUA
Nomia melanderi (Alkali bee) is the source of this 8927-nucleotide messenger RNA. RefSeq lists its product as uncharacterized. Gene Ontology annotation, biological process: signal transduction. Gene Ontology annotation, molecular function: 3',5'-cyclic-nucleotide phosphodiesterase activity. The record is from RefSeq and is a predicted model, not a curated record. Lineage: Eukaryota; Metazoa; Arthropoda; Insecta; Hymenoptera; Halictidae.